Molecule: messenger RNA, 1965 nt
Organism: Colletotrichum karsti
Lineage: Eukaryota; Fungi; Ascomycota; Sordariomycetes; Glomerellales; Glomerellaceae
Exons: 5
Coding region: 1-1965 (654 amino acids)
Source: RefSeq, a predicted model, not a curated record
AUGGGAGAAGGCAGCACCUCCCACGGGCUGCAGCGCCUUCGAAGACCAUUUUGGCGUUCAAAAGCCAGGGGCAGGUCUCCAAGUCCUGAGAAAUGCGAUAACUUCCUUCGCAAAAAGGUCAACAGCUUCCGCAUUACGCCUCCUGGACCAGUUCAAUUUCACGAUCAAGAACAAAAGUUCCGACCGAAAGAAGAAGAUGCAGCAGAAGAUCUGAUAAUGAUCAUCAAAGCCCACGAUGGCGACCCCAAAACCAACGUCAAAAUCGAGGAUACCCCAUGGAGCUCUGUUUUCGAGCAAAUGACCGUCGCUAAGGAAAGAAGCGAAAAGAAAACUGGCAUGAGUUCAAAAGCAGUGGAUGGUGCUGAUUUGAUGUCGGCAUACAUCAACCUAGUGCCAGACGACUUCGGAAUUGGGAUACUGAAAGGAGGGUUGGCUCUGAUACUUGAUGCCGCAAAGGCUUACGAAGAAAACCGAGAGAGAAUAAUCCAGACCUUUGAGACUCUUCCCGAGAGUAUCCUCACCAUAAAUACGGCCUUUCAAUUUCUCGACCCUGAACCGGAAGACCUCAAGAUACAGACCAACUUCCUACGCAUGUUGCUUAGGGAUAUUCCGGUACUGAUCAACAUCCUGCUAGGAAACGAGCCGUGGUAUCGCAAAGUCUUCGAGUUUCUGUUGCUGCGAAUUCCAGAGACCUCGACAAUUGACGAAAUUCUGUCGCAGUGGGAUCGGCAACUAGCCCGGCUUAAAGAACACAUAGAGCGCAUGAAAAUUCUACUGCAGGACAAGUGGCAAUCCAAGAUGUCCGAAAAGCUAGACAGCACCGGCGACAAGAUCAGCGACAAGAUCGAGUCCACCAGCGUGGGGAUUCGAGAGUUGGUGGCGGAUGGCUUUCGCGACAUGAAGAGAGACAACGCCGAGGUGCUGACGCAGGUAUCUCGUUCAACUAGCACUUACGCGGACUUGGCCACUGUGUUCAGAGACUAUAUGGUGGCCCAUCAGCGGGACAAGGAGAAGGAGCGCAGGGAUCGGGAAUAUGAAAGGGAGAUAUUUUGCCGGGAGCGAGACGAACUUGAACGAAAAAACCAAAACCUCAACGUCCAAGUCGCGAAACUCAGACGGAGGAGCCUCGAGGAUAGAAGACAGGCCAGCGCAAUCAAGCCCAUCCACCUCGCGGGCGUGCUCGAGAUCCCCGCGGGCAGCUCAAAGCACUUGGAGCGCCCAGAAGAAGACCACAAAGUCGUCCUGGAGGAAUCCGGACACCUCGACGCGGACGACAGAGGCAAAGCGCAGUGGCUGAUCCAAACCGACGAGUUCCACGAUUGGUUCCGCGCCAGGCACACAUCCCUCCUCCUUGUCGACGGCUGCAUGGGCGACCUGCUCGUAUCUCCCCUGUCGGGAAUCUGCGCCGGCCUGAUAGGAAACCUCGUGGAGGCCGAGAACAUCGCGACGGCUUUCUACUUUGCGGGGCUGCAUGCCGAGAAGCAGAGAUCCGGGAAGAACGGAUCGGAUCCGACCACGGGACCGGUGGCCAUGAUGCGGAGUCUUAUAUCGCAGCUGCUCCACAGCAACAACUUGCCCGAUCCCGACUUGGGGUUCAUGACCUACGCGACGUUGAAAGACUGUCACGAGGGAAACUGCGAGGUGCUCUGCAACGUGUUCGCCAAGAUCGUCAAACAGGUUCCGCCGCAUGUGACCGUCUUCUGCGUCGUCGACGGCGUCUCGUGGUUCGAGCAGGGGUCUUGGUUGAAUGACCUCGUGUACAUCGCCAGUAUGUUUGAGUAUCUGGCCGGGAGGGACAAUGUUGGACGUUCGGGUCCGUUGAAGGCCUUGUUCACGAGUCCUACGCAGAGUCAAGAUAUUGCAAGGCUGGCAAUGGCGCACAGUGAUAUCUGGGGACACGUUUCCCUGGCGGCUGGUCAGCUUCACCCUGGCUUCGGGUCGAUGGAUUCUGCUUUGCUUUAUUAG